Molecule: messenger RNA, 1187 nt
Organism: Ceratitis capitata (Mediterranean fruit fly)
Lineage: Eukaryota; Metazoa; Arthropoda; Insecta; Diptera; Tephritidae
Gene: sicily
Product: NADH dehydrogenase (ubiquinone) complex I, assembly factor 6 homolog
Exons: 6
Coding region: 29-985 (318 amino acids)
Biological process (GO): mitochondrial respiratory chain complex I assembly; biosynthetic process
Cellular component (GO): mitochondrion
Source: RefSeq, a predicted model, not a curated record
AAACAUUUCUUGCCACAUUAAUUUCAUUAUGCGGCUCUUAAUCAAAAGAUUGGAUUGCUUAAAAAAUUCCCUAAAAUGUUGUCUUCAACAACAAGGUCACCCAACGUACAGCACACAAAAGAAAUUGGCGAAUGAAUUGUUUUCUGCACAAUAUUGUAUAAAUUUAGUGGAGAAAAAUGAUUAUGAAAACUAUUUGUGUACAUUACUGUUGAAUGGUGAUCAACGGCGACAUGCAUUUGCAUUAAGAGCAUUCAAUGUUGAGGUGGCUAAUUGUGGAGCAAAGGUAUCAGAGGAGCAUAUAAAUAAAUUGAAACUGAAAUUUUGGUAUGAUUCCAUCGAUAAAUGUUUCACCAACGAGACUUCUUAUGUAGCUGAUCAUCCAGUUUUACGUGAAUUGAAAUAUACAGUCGAUUCAAAUAAGCUUAGCAAAAUCUAUUUAAAGCGUCUUGUCACGGCACGUGAUCGUCCUUCAAAUCAACCAUUUCUUACAGUAAAACACCUAGAAGAGUAUGCCGAGCAGGUCUUCUCAUCACUUUUUCAUCUCCUAGUUGAGUUAAAUGGCAUUAAGGAUAUACAAGUUGACCAUGCUGUAUCACAUUUGGGCAAAGCACAAGGUAUUGCUACGCUCCUUAGAGCGAUACCGUAUAAGGGGCGAACUCAAGCCUUAAAUGUGCCACAAGAAAUUUUGAUAAAGCAUGGUGUGAGUCAGGAGCGUAUUGUGAGAGAUAAGGCUGAAGACAAAGGAGUGGAAGAAUGUAUUUUUGAAGUAGCGUCUGUGGCGCAUCAGCACUUAGAAAAGGCUCGCAGCCUUAUCGAUAAAGUACCGAAAAGUGUGCGUAAAGUUUUCUUACCGUCAAUAGCUGUGGAACGUUAUUUAGAACGCUUACGGAAGUCGAAUUUCAGAUUAACUGAUCAGAGAUGUUUACAACGAGAUUCGAUGCUACCGAUAUCGCUGUAUUGGAACAAUUUCCGCAGUCGCUACUGAUUACCUACCUUAUUGAGCUUUUAAACAGGAUCUUCAGCAAAUUCGAUAGGAAUGAAACGCCAAUUUUUAGCCAAAUCUCUAAGAGAUUCAGCUAUUAGUUGACUGAUUAUACGCAAUAUACUACUGCAGUAUGUAAAUAGGUACAGGUAAAUCGUCGCAUGAUAUAAUGUGAAAAAGAAAAAAGUAUAAAGUAAAUCAAAAA